AGCGUUGCCGUUAUCUUCUGCAGCACCAAUUUUUUAUAACGGUUGUACCAUUUAUUUUAUAGCUGGUUGGUUCUCGCAAAGCAGCUUUUAUUGCUUGCCAUGGCUCUGUGUGAGGGAAUCGGAGCCAUGGCUUUGCCCAGCGAGCUUAUCGUUCAUAUAUUCUCCUUUCUGUCCGACCGAGACAAGCUCCGGGCCUCGUCCGUGUGCUCACGCUGGAGGGAGUGUCUCUUCUACCCCGCGCUGUGGACUGAGCUCAAGCUGCGGGUAGGUGGUGGAUGUAACGGUGGCGGAUCCACCUCAGAGGAGACCCCGAAGCUGGAGUUCCUCAUGCGUAAGUUUGGUUCAUUCGUGCGGGAGCUGCAACUGGAGCUUGCCCCGGUGGAGGGUUACCUUAGUCCCCUGAGCAACGACCCGUCCCCCCCCAGGAUGGACCAGCCAGACAGCGACCCGCAGCUCUCCGAGCGAUGGAGGGACGCCAUGGCCACCUACUUGGACCAGGUGUUAUGUGUGUUCUCCAGUACCCGUAACAACAGAAACCUGCGGAAGCUGAGUCUUUAUGGAGACACCUGCGUUCUCCAGCAAGAGGGACUAUUGGACAGCUCCAACCUGCACCAAAUUCACCAGGGGGAUAAAAAGAUCAAUGAGUAA
Messenger RNA from Notothenia coriiceps (black rockcod), 648 nucleotides. Its product is annotated as F-box only protein 33-like. Gene Ontology annotation, molecular function: protein binding. The record is from RefSeq and is a predicted model, not a curated record. Gene Ontology annotation, biological process: positive regulation of protein ubiquitination. The transcript has 2 exons. Bases 100 to 648 code for a protein of 182 amino acids. Lineage: Eukaryota; Metazoa; Chordata; Actinopteri; Perciformes; Nototheniidae.